AUGAUCUGUUUGUUAUUGAUUCCGGAUAUUUGCGUAUUACUAUUGUCUUGGGUUUACACUCUCGAAUAUUUGCAGCACAACUCUUUUAGUACUUGUCUGUCUUUGUUCGAGCCCAAGUCUAGGCACGGAGAGGCACUCUUUUGGUCAUUUGUCAAGAUAAAACGCAAAUGCUGGGAUGGAUGUGACAUUGUGUUUGAAAUAAUAGAGUCAUCGAUGUCGUGUCGUCUACCUCAUGUAUCCAUCCAUCCGCCUUAUCCUAGGUAUGUAGCUAGCUAUCCAAUGUUUGAAGCUCGUCUUUCCAGUUUAAUUAGUACGCACUUUUUCUCAGCGUGGCGCCUUUUACUUUUCCUUUCUUAUUCCCGUCCCUUUCUUAUUUCGCAACUACUACAUAGCGUUGAACACAGAGGAUAA
Molecule: messenger RNA, 411 nt
Organism: Rasamsonia emersonii CBS 393.64
Lineage: Eukaryota; Fungi; Ascomycota; Eurotiomycetes; Eurotiales; Trichocomaceae
Exons: 7
Coding region: 1-411 (136 amino acids)
Source: RefSeq, a predicted model, not a curated record